UGAAUGAGCACCUGCAGUCCUCUCGUGGUGGUGCGCUCGCGCCGCAGGUACUGUAUAAUCGACUCGAUCCGGGCUUUUUAGGUAUGAGGGCGACGGCGACGAACUUCUCCCUCAGCCCGCGAGCUGUCAAUCAGGAUUAACGGUCACUUUAAAAAGUCCCUCGUGGCGGCGGCUGGAGCUGAGAGUCUCGCUCACCCCAGCGCGAGGCGACGCCGUCACUACGGGUGAUCACUCCGCGCGCGCAGAAGAAAGUCUCCAGUUAUUUCUAUAGAAGUUUGUUAUUGCUCGUGGAAUGAGGCGCGUGAACGCGUAAAUAAAUAGAGAAGCGAGAACGCGCGAGCAAAGCGUCCGCACUAAAGCCGCACGAGGGCAAACUGGAAUAAAAGAGAAAAAAAAAGCAAUAUUUUUGAGGGGAAUCAAGAGGUUCGUCAGAAGGGGUGACUGUGAAGGCUUGCACGCGCAUCACCGCACCGCACAGCACCGCACGCACAGCACAGCAGCGCAUAGCACAGCACCGCACGCGGCACUACUGAACCGGACCGGACGGGACCGACAUGGACCUGAGGACGCUGUGCUCCGUGCUGCUUUUGCCUCUUCAGAUCUUAUGCUGCGCCGUCAAAGCGCUCGUGCGCUUCUUCAUCCCGGGCAAACGCAGAGAUCUGUCCGGGGAUGUGGUCCUCAUUACCGGAGGAGGACGCGGCAUCGGUCGGCACCUGGCCCGAGAGUUCGCCAAGUGCGGGGCAAAGAAGCUGAUUCUGUGGGGCCGCACAGAGAAGUGCCUGAAGGACACCUGUGAGGAGAUAACGCUCAUGGGGACGGAGUGCCACUACUUUAUAUGCGACGUGGCCAACAGGGAGGAAGUGUAUAAGCAAGCCAAAGUGGUACGAGAAAAGGUCGGAGACGUCACCAUCCUGGUGAACAAUGCCGCAGUGGUGCAUGGGAAGAGUCUGAUGGACAGCGAUGAUGACGCCCUGCUGAAGUCGCAGCAUAUCAACACGAUGGGGCAGUUCUGGACUACAAAAGCGUUCCUGCCUCGUAUGCUGGAGCUGCAGAUGGGCCACGUCGUCUGCGUCAACUCCAUCCUGUCUCUCUCACCCAUACCUGGCACAAUAGACUACUGCACGUCCAAGGCCUCGUCUCUGGCCUUCAUGGAGAGCCUGACCCUCGGCCUUUUGGAUUGCCCCGGGGUGGGAUGUACCACCGUGCUCCCCUUCCACACCAACACUGAGAUGUUCCAGGGCAUGAGAGUGAGGUUCCCUAAACUCUUCCCACCGUUGAAACCAGAGGUAGUUGCACAGAGAACAGUGGACGCAGUCAGAACCAACACAGCCUUCGUUUAUCUUCCAUGGACCAUGAAUGCACUGGUUAUCCUCAAAAGCAUCUUACCCCAAAGUGCUCUGGAGGAAAUCCACAGGUUCUCUGGAACCUACACGUGCAUGAACACUUUCAAAGGACGGACAUAAGAACCACUACAGAAAGAUUGUAUGUGACCUUAAUUAAAGAUGGAGUGUGUUACACUUCUGUGUGCCGGACGCAGCUGAUCAGAAACAACGGAAAAGUCAUGAAUCGAGGAGUCAGCUGUCCUUGCAGAGUUUUCUAGAGACUUUUAAUGGAGGAGAAAUAAGGAGACAGUAUGGCACAUUGUUGCUCAGUGUUGUUCAGACUGCACCACUGACCUCUGGUCAGCUUUUGCUGGUUUAAAGACUGGAUUUUGAACUGUUCGAUCAGCAAAGAAAAGCAAACAGACUCAUGAAAAGAGCCUUCGAAUUUGUAUUUAACCUUCUCUUAUAAAAAAUGAUCUAUUUUUUAACAAACUAAUGUCACUCAAAAUACAGCAUUUGAAUAAAAAACAGUUUGGAGAUAAAACACAAUUUUGGGGUGUUCUAGGAAAAAUGUCAGAUAUUCCUGAAGGGAUUUGAGCUUCACAUCGUUGCCAGUUUUGGGUGGACAUCUUCUUAAUGAAUGUGACACCAUGGCAGCUUUUUUCCAGCUCAGGAAAUGAGCUCAGAGAGUGUGUGUAUGUGUGUGUGUGUGUGUGAGAGAGAGAGAGAGAGAAAGAGAGAGUGUAGCCCUGUCAAGAGGUAAAUGUUAAAGAUCUCCACAGACAGUGAGCCGUUCUACAAAACCUGAUGGCCUGAUGUUGAUCUGUAGCACGUGGCCUUGUUCAGUGUGCCGAUUUAUUAAAAUAUCACAUGCUAUAACACAUGCUAGGUGAUUCAUAAAGAUUAACUGCAUGAAUUACAUUACAUGCAAAGUACAUCUAGAAAACAAAAUCUAAAUUAGGUUUUGGUGAGUACUAUUUGUUCUUGAUAGUCAUUAUGAGUCAUAACUGCAGAUCCACUCUUUACAUAACACAAAUUAAAGGCUGUGAGAUACAUUAAAAAAAACUACAGAAUACAAUAUCUCUGUUCUGUUCGUAUGUAUGAAUGUAAACCUUUUUACCUUUUCACUGUAUUUUAAUAAUGUUGGUAUUGGAGGUUUGAGUGUAUGGUGAUAUAAUAUAAAUGUAAUAUAAAGCCAACAAUGGCACAUUUUGAUCAUUUUGAGAUGCUGAAGCAUAACCUUGAUACACUUUCUCAUUAUUAAAACCAGUUUCCGCCAGAAUAUUUGUCGUUGUCUGGUG
Molecule: messenger RNA, 2623 nt
Organism: Pangasianodon hypophthalmus (striped catfish)
Lineage: Eukaryota; Metazoa; Chordata; Actinopteri; Siluriformes; Pangasiidae
Gene: dhrs3b
Product: dehydrogenase/reductase (SDR family) member 3b
Exons: 6
Coding region: 555-1463 (302 amino acids)
Cellular component (GO): lipid droplet
Molecular function (GO): oxidoreductase activity, acting on the CH-OH group of donors, NAD or NADP as acceptor
Source: RefSeq, a predicted model, not a curated record